GUCUGGUUACUUUGCAGGCAUUUUGUUUUCAUCUUGAGCUUAUCUGGUGCUUCUCUGUGGUGCUCCCAGUGCCUGGUCUGAUGUCGGGCCACGCUGAGGCCCUCCGGAGCCGGGACCUUGAGCCAGGCUCCCCCAUUCGGGAAAUGGUGUAACCUGCGGCCGAAGGAUGCUGCCAAGAUGCCAGAGAGCGCCUGGAAGCUGCUCUUCUACACGCUGUCCUGGUCCUACGGCACCUACCUGCUCUUCUUUACCAACUACCCCUUCUUCUACGACCCACCCUCCGUCUUCUACGACUGGAAGAGUGGUAUGGACGUGCCCACAGACAUCGCCAUCGCCUACCUGCUGCAGGGCAGCUUCUACGGGCACUCCAUCUAUGCCACCAUCUACAUGGACGCCUGGCGCAAGGACUCGGUGGUCAUGCUCCUCCACCACGUGGUGACACUGACCCUUAUCACCUUCUCCUAUGCCUUCAGGUACCACAACGUGGGCAUCCUUGUCCUCUUCCUGCACGACAUCAACGAUGUGCAGCUGGAGUUCACCAAGCUCAACGUCUACUUCAAGCACCGGGGUGGGGUCUAUCACCGGCUCAACGACAUCAUCUCUGACAUUGGCUGCCUCACCUUCAGUGUCAGCUGGUUCUGGUUCCGCCUGUACUGGUUCCCCCUCAAAGUGCUGUAUGCCACCUGCCACUGCAGCCUCCAGUCCAUCCCCCACAUCCCCUUCUACUUCUUCUUCAACGCCCUGCUCUUCGCCCUCACCCUGAUGAACAUCUACUGGUUUCUGUACAUCGUCCUGUUCGUGGUCAGGGUGCUGACAGGGCAGAUGCGGGAGGUGAACGACAUGCGGGAGUACGACAUGGACGACGGCAGGAAGGCGCUGGCACCCCGGAAGAAAGAGGGCAACUUCCAGCUCCCCAGCGCCUUGAAAGAAGGGAUGCACCUGAAGAACGGACUGGUGAAGGACAAGCGGUUAUAAGGGAACUGCAGGCGCUGCAGCCUGGCUGGCUCUGGGACUGACCCGGGACCCUUCGCUAAGCCCAGCCAACCAGAGUCGCCCGGAGCACCUGCCCCAACC
This is a messenger RNA of Alligator sinensis (Chinese alligator), 1074 nucleotides long. RefSeq names its product ceramide synthase 1 (gene CERS1). Bases 178 to 975 code for a protein of 265 amino acids. Gene Ontology annotation, biological process: ceramide biosynthetic process. NCBI's taxonomy places the organism in Eukaryota, Metazoa, Chordata, Crocodylia, Alligatoridae. The record is from RefSeq and is a predicted model, not a curated record. The transcript is spliced from 7 exons. Gene Ontology annotation, cellular component: membrane. Gene Ontology annotation, molecular function: sphingosine N-acyltransferase activity.